Messenger RNA from Wallemia ichthyophaga EXF-994, 1632 nucleotides. RefSeq names its product RNA polymerase II transcription factor B subunit 1. The coding region runs from base 1 to 1632 and encodes 543 amino acids. The record is from RefSeq and is a predicted model, not a curated record. The transcript has 2 exons. Lineage: Eukaryota; Fungi; Basidiomycota; Wallemiomycetes; Wallemiales; Wallemiaceae. Gene Ontology annotation, biological process: transcription by RNA polymerase I; transcription by RNA polymerase II; nucleotide-excision repair. Gene Ontology annotation, cellular component: transcription factor TFIIH holo complex; transcription factor TFIIH core complex.
AUGGAAAUUAAAGUUUUGUACAAGAAGCAAGAAGGUGUUCUUAAGAUAAUUGAGUCUGGUUUUGAAUUCAAAUCCCUCAAUUCCUUCCAUGUGGGUUUCGACAGGUUGAAUACGCUCUUUGCUAGCAAAGCUGGCUCUACGCCUGUUAGACUCAAAGUUGACCUGCUCGAUCCACAGCAGUCGCUGACGUUCACCUUUAUCCACCCCACCAACGCCUUGUCUGAGCGAGAGGCGGCCAAAGAACAGUUAACCCAGGCUAUAGCGGGCAAUAGAGCGCGUGCCAGUAGCCAGAUUGAUCGUCAGGUUAGUGGUUCUGCCGGUACCUCAGCUACCACUUCACCCCACCCUGGCCUCGGUCUCUCCAAAGUUGACUUGGAAAUUCGCAAGAAAGUUCUUGUAAAGGAUCCUCAAUUGGCUAAACUACACAGAGAUCUCGUCAUAGGUGGUGUGAUAACAGAGGACGAGUUCUGGCAGGGCAGACAGCAACUGCUACUACUCGAGCACCUCUCAGCAUCCCAAAAGCCCGGCAAACCAUCCACGCUAGUUGACCCUCGCCCGACAUCCUCCCAAGCCGGUGAAUUCACAAUAACGAUAACUCCCCAACUAGUCCAAGACAUAUUCCAAGAAUACCCCGUUGUGCGCAAAGCCUUUAUAGAGAAUGUGCCUAAUCCUCUCGCCGAAUCAGAUUUCUGGAUAAGGUACUUUCACUCACAUCUAUUCGCGCGUCAUCGGGCGAGCUCACGGGUGGAUGCGAAUGACGCGCGCAACGACCCCGUCUUCGACCAGUAUUUGGAGGAGGCAGAUGACGGGCUGGAGCCGCGCCACGCACAGCGCCGCGUCUAUGACCGUCUGCUCGACCUUGGCAGCACGCAAGCGGACCACGACGCGAGCGGCAACGCACUCGACAUAACCAUGCAAGCGGGAAAAGUAAAGGCAGCGCUGCCACUCAUGCGUCGCUUCAACGAGCAUUCGCAGCGUCUUCUCAGCGCGACGGUGGGCGAUGCGCCAAGUGUACAGGGUGAGUCGGGCGCGCAAGACAACUACACCCAGCAAAUUCGCAUCGAUGAUCUCGAGCACCACCAGGAGGCUCAGCCAGUUCGCCUCAAUAUGAAGGACCGCGAGCAGUACUACACAAAUAUGAUACUCGAUGGAGAGGCGGGCGGCGCGUCUGCUUUGCAGUCUGACACGCCUCACAUGCUGGACACCGCCCAACUUGCUCAUAGCAUCAGAGAGGGCUUGGAGGAGUGGGAUGUGCUGGUGCGCGCUGAUGAUAUUCACGAUACUACACCCGCCACGCGCGAAAUAGAGGACGGAUUGCGCUCGACUGCUCAGAUCGCCGCGCAUGAUACUGGCGCUGCUCAUGUAGCCACCUCUAACGCUAUGAAAGCUGCCAUUAGCUGCCAUACGGCGUGCACUGAGUUCCUCCGGCUCUACUGGUCCAGUAAGUUGUCGCAGCCGCGUGAUACGGGGAAAGUGGAUCGUAUGGUGGAUUUCAUCAGGAAAACACCGUCGAAAGUCGACGCAGUUGUCAAGAAGGCGCAGACUGUGCAUGAGGCUGAUGUACUCAGACAGGCUCUCCAGCCUGUUUUGAAUGGCGUUAAGAAGGUGCUGGCUAAUGAGCAGCAGGUGUGA